AUGCCAAAUCAACACGGGAUCAGUAUGUUACCGAAGCUAACAACCAAGUCUCUGUCACUGUCUGAACGAGCGUUGAUUACUGAUGUACUAUAUGGGUAUCCCGAUCCAUUUCUUGACAGGGAUUUUGCGCCAUCGAACGAUUAUCCAAUUGGUUUUCGAUUUAACAGACACGGGCUAGAACGAGUGCUGAAAGCCUUUGGUGUGACAAAGCUAAUUCGAACGUGUGGUGCGCGAAUACCCACUGGAAAAUACUACGAUUUCGAUGAUUCCAUUUGUUUUACUUUCGCUACCGGAGCUCCACGAGCUGAAGAAACCGAUCGCAGUAAGCUUUUACUGCAUCGAUCAGCUUCCAUUUUAGAAUACAUCUGCUUCAUACAACUUUGUUUUGCAAGAAUUUAUCCUGAAAUCAUGUUUUAUAAGGACUUGAGUUAA
Gongylonema pulchrum is the source of this 432-nucleotide messenger RNA. Lineage: Eukaryota; Metazoa; Nematoda; Chromadorea; Rhabditida; Gongylonematidae. The record is from the annotation of a GenBank genome assembly.